Messenger RNA from Zootermopsis nevadensis, 1850 nucleotides. RefSeq names its product putative GPI-anchor transamidase. Gene Ontology annotation, biological process: attachment of GPI anchor to protein; proteolysis. NCBI's taxonomy places the organism in Eukaryota, Metazoa, Arthropoda, Insecta, Blattodea, Termopsidae. The record is from RefSeq and is a predicted model, not a curated record. Gene Ontology annotation, cellular component: GPI-anchor transamidase complex. Gene Ontology annotation, molecular function: GPI-anchor transamidase activity.
GGAACAUCUGUGCUUUUGUAUUUGGGUGGGCUCUGGUGAUAGUAUAACCUUUCUAUUGGGAAAAUAUAUAUAUAUGAAAAAUAUGACGUACGGUGUGGCAAACAUUUUAGUUAUAUUGAUAUUAAUGCUAGUAAGCAGUAUAUCAUCGAUACAUAGAUCAUUGCCAGAAGACUUUCUUCAGGCAGGACAUACUAACAAUUGGGCUGUACUAGUUGAUACAUCAAGAUUUUGGUUUAAUUAUCGCCAUGUGGCAAAUGUGUUGUCAAUAUAUCGGAGUGUAAAGCGACUUGGAAUCCCGGACAGCCAAAUCAUCCUGAUUAUAGCAGAUGAUAUGGCAUGCAAUCCUAGGAACCCACGUCCUGCCACAGUCUUCAACAAUGCCAAUCAGCAUAUUAAUGUAUAUGGAGAUGAUGUAGAAGUGGAUUAUAGAGGAUAUGAGGUGACAGUGGAGAAUUUUGUGCGUCUCUUGACUGGUCGCUUACCACCAGGUACACCUCGUUCCAAACAGUUGCUGACAGAUGAAGGGAGUAAUGUUUUGGUUUAUCUUACUGGUCAUGGGGGUGAUGGGUUCCUCAAAUUUCAAGAUUCUGAGGAGGUAACAAGUCAGGAAUUGGCUGAUGCAGUUGAGCAGAUGUGGCAGAAGCGAAGAUAUCAUGAGAUGUUUUUCAUGAUUGACACUUGCCAAGGUGCUUCCUUGUAUGAGAAAUUUUACUCACCCAAUAUCUUGGCAGUGGCUAGCAGUCUAGUGGGAGAAGAUUCACUGUCACACCAUGUUGAUCCAGCUAUAGGAGUAUACAUCAUUGAUAGAUAUACGUACUAUGCACUUGACUUUUUGGAACGAGUAGAACCAGACAGUACUAAAACAAUGGGUGAAUUUCUCAGUGUUUGCCCCAAAAGAGCUUGCAUCUCCACAGUUGGUGUGCGAAAGGAUCUGUUCCCACGUGAUCCUCACAAGGUCCCGAUCACAGACUUUUUUGGCUCUCUGCGGCCUGUGGAGCUCACUUUGUCUGGACUGAAUGUGACAGCAAUGUCAAGAACACAGAACCAAAGUAGGAGGGAAGAGUUGAAAAGAAAGGUGUCUGACAGAAGUCUGCAGUAUGCCAAACAAUUUCCAACAUCUAAAUUGGGGUCUUCUUAAGGGCUUUCACUUCAGUAUAGAUAAUAAUUCACCGGACACUUCUCGAAGUAUACUCGUGGACGAGGGAGCAACGAAUGAGCUCCGUAGCCGAAGGCACGAUUUUAGUGCGCGUAACGAAGGCGGGGCUUACCACCGGCCAUCACUCAGUCUUCGAGCUGUACCUCUUUCAUGGUGGUGGGCAAUAUGUGCGGCACCGGUGGGCGGUAAGGAAAUUUUACCAUCAACAAAGAUACAAAAGUGGGCGGUAGGUAUAAAAAGGCUGACGACCCCUGAUCUAGACCUUCCAUGUCAGUUUCCUCUAUGUGACAUGACCUAUAUAGGGCACACUGUGGCCUUGUCCCAGAUGCAAAUUACUGCCUGAAACCCAGGUAUCCUGACUGAGUAUUUAAUGAUUUUACUCAGUCCUUCAAAGUAAAUGCUGGUUAGGCUGCAACCAUUUUCUUCCACAUCCUUUACAAUUUGUUAUUCACUACCAUCCUGUCAUUCAAUGCUACAUAGUCUGAGCUACUGAAAACAUGUUAUUAAAUAAACUAUAAAUAAAACAGAAUGGAUUAUAAAAUAGUUGAUAGCCUUUUUUUAUCACUCCUGAGCUCAGAUGAGUUUUUUCAUAAUGGUGAACUGACAAAACAUGAUUGAUAUACAAGAGAAAGCUGUUUCUGUAACUCGGGUGCAUGUUGGAUAUAACAUGAUCAAAAUAAAGCAAAUAAAUACA